Messenger RNA from Rhodofomes roseus, 3789 nucleotides. RefSeq names its product mono-functional DNA-alkylating methyl methanesulfonate N-term-domain-containing protein. Gene Ontology annotation, biological process: DNA repair; proteasome-mediated ubiquitin-dependent protein catabolic process. Gene Ontology annotation, molecular function: nucleic acid binding; protein binding. The transcript is spliced from 14 exons. The coding region runs from base 1 to 3789 and encodes 1262 amino acids. Gene Ontology annotation, cellular component: nucleus; site of double-strand break. The record is from RefSeq and is a predicted model, not a curated record. NCBI's taxonomy places the organism in Eukaryota, Fungi, Basidiomycota, Agaricomycetes, Polyporales, Fomitopsidaceae.
AUGAGGGUCGUCGCGACAUUCCACCAGCCAUCCUCAGUCGUGUCCUCCGCGAGAUGCAGUCUAACGGCCGACCAAGAGUUCCUCGUAGUCGGAAAGACCAACAGAAUCGAGGUCUUCUCGCUGCAAGCAGACGGCUUGCGCAAGGAAUGCAGCCUUGAGAUAUGGGGAAGGGUCGUGGCAGUCAAAGCACUGCCGGUUGGCGAUACCUCCAAGAUCCUCGUCCUUACAGAUCAUCCUGACCCCAGACUGAUAGUCUUGGGAUAUACUACUGACGGCGAGGGGAGGCCAAGCCUUGUCAGCAAACACUAUGUCGAGCUGCACGAUCGCUACGCUCGCCCUGCUGAAUUUGUUACGGACGUCCUCGUACAUUCAUCGGGACGGAUCGCAGUGGUCAACUGCUACACCGGGAAGCUUAAGCUCAUCAAGUUUAGGGAAGGGAAGAAGCCGGAGGUCAUGGAUGUCUCGAUCCCCGAAUUAUACAUUGUCGCUCUGACUUUCCUGCAAACGGAGUCCGACUCGUAUGCACUCGGCAUCCUACACUUCAACCACCAACGACAGCUACAGCUGCUCUCCCGCGACAUCGACCUCGACAACUACGAGAUCUCACCCACGCCCUCCGUCACCAUCCGCUCGUGCAUCCUCCCGUCCUCCACCUUCCCCGAGACAGAAUCCCCGCCCUUGCUCGUCCCCGUCCCUCCUUAUGCUUCGCCUGAAGCGGAAGACGACGAAUACGACGACGAGGAGGACAGUCGCCGGAGCCACCGUGGCGGCGUGCUUGUGCUCGGUGGACGCAAGAUCCUCUUCAUCGAGCACGAAAGCCGGGAGCAGCAGGAGGUGAAGCGCGGAAAGCAGCGUCGCGUGAGCGAGCGCCUCUCGAGCGGGGACUCGAAGCAGAUGCUGAAGGCGAAGGAGAAGGAGAAGGAGCGCGACGCGAGGAAGGCGAAGCCCCGCCUGCGGGUAAACUGGCCUUGGAGCGAGAUUACAGCAUGCUGUCCCGUAGACCCAGACGGUCGACGGUUCCUCAUCGGCGACACCUACGGCCGGCUCACCAUGCUCGCCUUCACCGACCCGCCCUCCCUCCUAGUCGUCCCGCUCGGCUCGACCUCCCCCGCGACGUCCCUCACCUACCUCACCUCCCAGGUCCUCUUCGUCGGUUCACACUUCGGCGAGCCCCAGCUCCUCCGCGUCUCGCCCACGCCCGUGUCAGACGUCGACGCGGACACACUGCCGGUGCCGAAGGGCGUCGCGACGGUGGAGCCCGCUGCGCUGAGUGCGGGCUCGUCGGCGGCGAAGGGGAAGGGGCGGGCAGAUAGGGACUGGGAUAUGGAGGCGCGGGAGGCCAGAGAGGGGAAGGACGGGAAGGUGGUCAGUACAAAGGGGAGCUAUGUGGAAGCUGUUGACCGAUGGGAGAACGUCGCCCCGAUUGUCGAUGCUGCGAUGGCAGAUUUGGAGGGCAGCGGGCAGCCCCAGAUCAUAACGUGCUCGGGAGGUCGGAACAGCGGCUCGUUGAAGGUUAUCAGGACAGGUGCAGACUUCCAAGAGAGAGCUGUAGUCGAGGGGCUGGCGAACGUCACCAACAUCUGGGCGAUCCGGUCCCGCUUCGAGGAUACUGUUGACAGCCACAUCAUCGCGUCCACGCUGGAGGAGACCUACGUCUUCCGCUUCGACAGCGCCGAGUCCAUCACACGACUCGACCCUAGCACCGACGGGCUCCUCGCAUCCGUGCCGACUCUCGCAAUCAAGAACAUCCCGCGACGGACGACGGCGGGCGGCAAGUCCGCGUACGUGGACUCGUCGCUCGUCGUGCAGGUCACGCCGCAGAAGCUGCGGCUCGUUGAGUACGACAAGGCGCUUGGGCUGUUCUCUCUCGUGAGCGAAGGGUGGGACGCGCAGAAGGAGGGGCGGAGCAUUGUCGCGGCCGACUUGAACGCGAGCCAGGUCGUGCUCGGUCUGGGGAGGGGACGGCUGGCGUUGUACAAUUUGAGCGACAGCAGGCAGUUCCAACUGCUCAAACAUAGGGACUUUGCUGACGCGACUUACGGCCCGCUCGAGAUCGCCGCCGUCUCGUGCGCGCCCUUCGACCCGACGAAGAACUACGCGACCAUGAUUGCGGUCUCCUUCUGGGGCACGAACCGCGUCGCGCUCCUAUCGCUCAACACCGCGGAGACGUACCUCAGCACGCUCUGCGAGGUCGGCGUCCCGUCCCUGCCGCGCUCGCUGCUCCUGCACAACUUUGGCGCGAGCCGAAGUAGGAAGGAGCCAGACUUCCGGCCGCACCUCCUCGCGGGCCUUGCAGACGGGAGCGUAGUGUCGUUCGGCAUCAGGGAGAAGGAGGGCGCACUCGCGGAACAGAAGCAGUUCUCGCUGGGAACGGCGCCAGUGUCGUUCACGACGUGCGUUGUGGAUGGCCGGAAGGCGGUGCUUGCGAGCGGGAGCAGGGCGAGUGUGAUGUAUUGGGAUCGACAGAGGUUGAAUCAAUCGCCAGUGAUGCUCAAGGAACCAGUGGUCGCAGCCAGUAUCAACUCCUCAGCCUACCCGUCUUGUCUCGUGCUAGGAACACCGUCUUCGUUACUCAUUGGCAACGUGCGCGGAGUGGACAAGAUGCAGAUCAAGACGGUGCCCUUGGGGCUGGAGAACCCGCGAAGAAUAUCGCACCACGCGCAAUUCAAAGCGUUCAUCAUUGCCUGCACCCGGACUACGCCACCGCGUAUUGGUGACGCAGAAGACAUGAUUAGCUCACUAAAGGUCCUCGAUGAUACUACGUUCAAUCCAUUGGCCUCGUUUGCCUGUGAGCCCGGCGAGGAGAUCACAGCGACGCUGGCGCUAUCAGGAGGGGACGAACACCCGAGUCCUUGCUCGAUCUGCAUUGGAACCGUCGAGUUCCAGGUUGACGAGCGAGAGCCAUCUGCGGGUCGUAUCAUCCUGUUCUCGCUUGACACGAGUGCAGGCUCUGCCCCCACGCUCAGAAUGUUGGCUUCGCGGGAUGUUGGCGGAUGCGUAUACCAGCUGGUGAACAUCAGGGGUAUGAUUGCUGCUGCUGUGAACACUUCGGUAAUCUUGUUCAAGACCGAGACCAUCAACGAUUCGACCCUGCAGCUACGCAAGGUGUCCGAAUGGAACCACAACUACAUCGUCACCAGUCUCGUCUGCAAAGGCCGGACUCUCGUCGUGGGCGACGCUAUCAGCUCGGUAUCGGUGCUAAGCCUCGACAAUAACGGUCAACUGCAGUGCAAGGCGCGGGACUAUGCACCUGUAUGGCCCGUCGCAGUCGAGACAAUAGGCAACGGCGGUGUCAUUGGAGCCAACAGCGAUUGCAACCUCUUCACAUUCGCUAGAUCCAGUGAUCGUACUACGCUGGAGAGGGACGGGAGCUACCACAUCGGAGACGUCGUCAACAAGUUCAUCCCUGGCGGUCUCGGCUCCGCUGACCUCACGAACAAUUUGCUCGAGUCGAAACUGGUCUUCUUCACGUCAGCAGGUCGCAUCGGCGUCGUGUUCGAGAUGAGCGAUGACAUUUCUUUGCAUAUGACUGCGCUACAGCGCAAUAUGGCGAAACAUAUCAUCGGGCCUGGUAACACAUUCCAUCCAAAAUGGAGAGCACCAGCGAACUCGCGGGGUCACACCGAUGCAGAAGCAGCGUUCGGCUUCCUUGAUGGCGACUUCUUGGAGCACUACCUCUCGGUACCCGAUCCACACAAGUUCCUCGCGGGCGAUAACGAAGCCGAGCGGAUAUCCAUUCCUGGUCCUCAAAUUCAAGAUGUAUUGGAGAAGUUACAGAGCUUACAUUGA